Protopolystoma xenopodis is the source of this 228-nucleotide messenger RNA. The record is from the annotation of a GenBank genome assembly. NCBI's taxonomy places the organism in Eukaryota, Metazoa, Platyhelminthes, Monogenea, Polystomatidea, Polystomatidae.
AUGAACCGCACGUCCGAAUGGAUUGGCAAGCGCCAGGCUAGUUUGAGUAUCGGAGACAGAAAAAAGCAUAAAUGGGACAAAGCUAACAAAUUGGCCCAGCAGUGCAACUGUACAGCAUCGGCCACCGGCACAGAGCCGCAAAGUGAGUACGUGAAUGUAACUUCAGCUCUUGCAAGAUUGACGCACAAGUUGGAUACUGUGCGGAUAGCCAGCUUGUGUCUGUUCUGA